Messenger RNA from Lactuca saligna, 4539 nucleotides. The record is from the annotation of a GenBank genome assembly. Lineage: Eukaryota; Viridiplantae; Streptophyta; Magnoliopsida; Asterales; Asteraceae.
AUGGUACAACUGUCAUACGAGGGAAGCAGAGAAGUAGUAGUUGCGCCGGACAGGAGGUGUUUGGUAGCUGGAGUUGAUGAAAUUGAAGGGAAGGGGAGGAGGGUUGCCAUCGAUGGUGAAGGUCACUGGUUUUUCUUCUUCUUUGGCCAGAGUGGGAGUCUUGCAGUGAUGCGUCGAAUUUCAAUCCUGACUCAUGGGAGUUGGAAUUAUAUAGAAAGAUGGGGUUAUCCAGAAUUAUCAUACAAUGAGGUCACUUGUGAAGGCCUGGGAGGUGUGGGGUCAUUUGACACAACAUGUCUGCUGAACUCAGAUGUUACUUUAAGUUGUGAUGUUUAUAUAUUGGCUAGUGGAAAUAUCGAGAUCCUUCCACAUGUUAUGAUUGUUUGUCCCAUAGAAGCUAAUAUGAGCAUGGAGUCUAAUUCAAUGAUAAACACGACGGCUAUGGGUGGAGCACCACCUUCUCAGACUAGUGGGACUCCGGUAGGGUAUGAUGGUGCUGGUGGAGGGCAUGGUGGGCGAGGGGCUUCUUGUUUAAGGAACAAUGAAACAAAGUAUUGGGGUGGUGAUGUUUAUGCUUGGUCUACGUUGCCUUAUCCAUGGAGUUAUGGGAGUAAGGGUGGUGGGACAUCAGAUGAGCAUAAGCAUGGAGGGAAUGGUGGUGGACGUGUUAAGCUUAUUGUGAAGGAUCUUUUGUAUAUGAAUGGAUCUCUACUAGCCGAAGGAGGUUAUGGAGGAGUAAAUGGUGGAGGUGGAUCUGGUGGAAGCAUUGUCAUACGUGCUCUAAAACUGAAGGGAUUUGGUAUUGUAAGUGCAUCUGGCGGAAGUGGGUGGGGUGGUGGAGGAGGAGGACGAAUUUCUCUUGACUGUCACAGCAAGCAAGAAGACAUAAAAGUUGAAGUCCAUGGUGGUAAGAGCAUCGGAUGUCCAAUGAAUGGUGGAGCAGCGGGUACAUGCUUUGAUGCAUAUCUACUGAGCUUAAGAGUUGACAAUGACAACGUCACUACAGAAACGGAAACUCCUUUACUUGAUUUCUCCACUGCCCCACUUUGGACCAAUGUUUACAUUGAAAAUGAUGCAAAAGUUUUGGUGCCCCUUCGUUGGAGCAGAGUCCAGGUUAGAGGCCAAAUCAAACUAGAGUGUGGUGGCAGCAUCAUCUUUGGGUUGUCUGACUAUCCAGUGUCUGAGUUUGAGCUUGUUGCUGAAGAACUUCUUAUGAGUGAUUCCACCAUAAAGGUGUAUGGUGCACUGAGAGCUACAUUCAAAAUGGUGCUGAUGUGGAACGCCCAAAUUCAAGUUGAUGGUGGUGGAAGCACACUUUACACUAUUUCAGUCCUUGAAGUUCGUAACCUAAUUGUUCUGAGGGAAAACUCGAGCAUAAACUCAAAUACAAAUUUGGCUGUUUAUGGUCAAGGACUUCUGAGAUUGACUGGCCAGGGUGAUGCAAUCAGAGCACAAAGACUUUCCCUUUCGCUAUUCUAUAACAUAACAAUUGGGCCAGGUUCUUUGCUUGAAGCCCCAUUAGAAGAUGAUAACAGCAAAACCAUGGUAACCAAAGCCCAUUGUGAGAAUCCUUCAUGCCCAAGAGAUUUGAUUUACCCACCCGAUGAUUGUCAUGUUAAUGACACACUUUCCUUUUCACUACAAAUUUGCCGUGUUGAAGACAUAGUUGUGAACGGCAUAAUUAAGGGAAGUAUCAUUCAGAUCCAUAGGGCAAGGACUGUGAUGGUGGAUCUAGAUGGCAUGAUAACUGCUUCCGAAUUAGGUUGUCGAAAUGGUUUUGGUUUGGGAAACUAUUCAAAUGGAGCGGGUGGUGGUGCUGGGCAUGGUGGCAGAGGGGGUACUGGAUUGUAUCAUGGAAGGCUGAGUGAAGGUGGCACCACAUAUGGCAGACCGGAUCUUCCCUGUGAAUUGGGAAGCGGAACACUUGGUCCUAACGAGCCUGUUGGUCGUGUUGCUGGAGGAGGAAUGAUCGUGAUGGGAUCUAAACAAUGGCCUCUUUCAAAGCUUGACAUAUAUGGAUCCAUGAGGGCUGAUGGUGAAACCUAUGGGAACGCAACAACAAACAGUAAUGGUACUCUUAUUGGAGGAUUAGGUGGUGGUUCUGGCGGAACAAUUCUUCUUUUCAUACAGGCAAUUUCUCUCUUUGAUAACUCCUCUUUGUCUGUUGCCGGAGGCCAUGGUGUCCCUGUUGGUGGUGGUGGUGGAGGUGGCGGCAGAGUUCAUUUCCACUGGUCCAAAAUUGGCACAGGAGAUGACUAUGUUCCUCUUGCAAUCAUAAAUACUACUAUCAGCACCUGGGGUGGUGAAGGGGAUGGAGAGGCUCUUCCAGGGGAGGAUGGUACAAUAACUGGAAGGGACUGCCCUAAAGGGCUUUUUGGUACAUUCUGCGAGGAGUGUCCAGUUGGCACUUUUAAAGAUGUGGAAGGGUCCGAUGUUGAUCUUUGUACUCCUUGUUCCCUUGAAAAUCUUCCCAGACGUGCAUAUUUUGUACAUGUUCGAGGUGGAGUGUCGGAGUCCUUUUGUCCUUACAAAUGCAGAUCAGAAAAGUACAGGAUGCCAAACUGCUAUACACCUCUUGAAGAGCUGAUAUACACAUUUGGAGGACCCUGGCCUUUUGCUCUCGUGUUGUCAUGUGUUGUGGUUCUUCUUGGUUUGUUCUUAAGUACGCUUAGGGUCAAACUUGUUGGACAAGCUUGUGCAUACAGCAAAGUUGAUUCAAUGGAACACAGUAAUCACCACCAUUUUCCUUCUCUUCUCUCCCUAUCCCAGGUACGAGGAACAAGAGGCGAUGAAACUCAAAGCCAUGUGUACCGGAUGUACUUUAUGGGCCCCAAUACAUUUAGAGAACCCUGGCAUCUUCCUUACUCGCCUCCUGAUGCCAUCAUUGAUAUUGUGUAUGAGGAUUCGUUUAACAGAUUUAUUGAUGAGAUAAACUCAGUGGCUGCAUACGACUGGUGGGAAGGAUCAGUGCACAGUAUACUUUCAUUGCUUGCUUAUCCUUGUGGCUGGUCUUGGAAACAAUGGCGUAGAAGAUAUAAAAUCAAUCGGCUUCAGGAGUUUGUUAAAUCAGAAUAUGAUCAUUCUUGUCUUCGCUCCUGCCGAUCAAGAGCCUUAUACAAAGGGAUGAAGGUAGGUGCGACGCCAGAUCUAGUGGUGGCGUAUAUUGAUUUCUUCUUGGGUGGGGAUGAGAAGCGUUUAGACAUGGUGACAAGUAUCCAGAAAAGGUUCCCAAUGUCCAUAAUUUUUGGUGGAGCUGGAACCUACAUGUCGCCUUACAAUCUCCACAGCGAUACUUUGCUCACAAAUCUUAUAGGACAGCAUGUUCCCUCAAGCGUUUGGAAUCGGCUGGUAGCCGGUUUAAAUGGGCAAUUGAGAAGUGUGAGAAGUGGAUCGAUAAGGUCUGCUUUAGUUCCGGUUAUUAAUUGGAUAAAAACUCAUGGGAACCCUCAGCUUGAGUUUCAUGGGGUCAGAAUUGAGCUCGGAUGGUUUCAAGCCACUGCUACCGGUUUCUAUCAGUUGGGGAUUUUGGUAAUGGUUGGUGAUCACACCCUCCACCACCCUGAUUUCAUUGGAAAUAUUCAAGAAUCCCCCAGGCCUAUUGUGACUAAGCAGCUGCAACCCAGUCAGUCAUAUACGAGUCAUGUGUUGACUCGCAAAAGAGUUGCAGGCGGAGUUAAUGGUGGCAUCAUCAAUGAUAUUUCCUUGAAGUCUUUGGAAUUUACCCGCGAUUAUUUCUUUCCAUUUUCUUUAUUUCUGCACAACACAAGACCUACUGGACGCCAGGAUACCUUACAGUUAAUGAUAUGCGUGUUGCUUCUGUUGGACCUCUCUCUGACACUCUUUAUAUUGCUUGAAUUCUAUUGGAUAUCUCUCGGGGCAUUUCUAGCAGUUUUGCUUAUUCUCCCUCUAUCAUUGCUUUCACCUUUCCCUGCGGGUUUGAAUGCCUUGUUUAGUAAGGGUCAUAGAAGGGCUUCACUUGCUCGUAUAUAUGCACUAUGGAAUGCUACCUCUAUUUCAAAUAUUGCUGUGGCAUUCACAUGUGGCAUGAUUCAUUAUGGAUUUUUGUCAUUCCAGACCUAUCAAGAGCCAAAUGCAUGGAAAAACAGGAGUGAGGACGAUGACUGGUGGUUGUUGCCAAUGCUGCUGAUGGUGUUGAAGGUGAUUCAAGCGCGGUUUUUAUCUUAUACUGCAGUUUGUUUUCAAAUGUUCUACAUUAAUUACUAGAGGGGUGUAUCCUCUCGGGUUGUUCCACGUACCGCUGCUUCUCACCUACUUCCACUUCUGCUAGUCACGCCUUCUAAGAAUCAUCAAUAAGAGUUUCGUAAACAGGAUGUGUGAUAUAUUGUGAAUCCUUUGUAACUCUUUCGGUAACUCUAAUGUGUAAGCUACCGACCCAACUCUUUUAGGACCCGAUGCAUCUUGUAAUUAAUUGCACUCGGUUACAUAAACAAAUUAUGCCUUUUCAAUGGAAAACUCAUGAGCAUCACCGUAUCAUCUAUGUUGAUUUCUAGUAGUUUUUGUUAUCUAACGACAUACCGC